Messenger RNA from Scatophagus argus, 4100 nucleotides. Its product is annotated as protein phosphatase 1 regulatory subunit 12A. Gene Ontology annotation, cellular component: Z disc; A band; cytoplasm. The record is from RefSeq and is a predicted model, not a curated record. Gene Ontology annotation, biological process: signal transduction. Gene Ontology annotation, molecular function: enzyme inhibitor activity; phosphatase regulator activity; protein kinase binding. The transcript is spliced from 25 exons. Lineage: Eukaryota; Metazoa; Chordata; Actinopteri; Scatophagidae. The coding region runs from base 106 to 2844 and encodes 912 amino acids.
UUGUUUCCAGUGUGUGUCCACCAGGGGGCGCAUCCCGGGAGAGGCUCAAUCCAAACCGUCCUCUCCACUUCUCCUCGUACCAUGAGCUGAAUCAGACCAGGGAAGAUGGCGGCCACUGACCAUUCCCGGUCCGAAGCUGCCAAACAGCGACGGCAGGAUCAGCUGCAGCGAUGGCUGGGCUCGGAGACGGAUCGGACGGGAUCGGAGGCCCGGGAAACCUUGAGCGUUUCCGGGACGCGGCGGGCGAAAGUCCGAUUCGCACAGGGAGCCGUGUUUAUGGCCGCCUGCUCCGCCGGAGACCGGGAGGAGGUGGCAGCGCUGCUCCGACAGGGAGCUGACAUUAACCAUGCCAAUAUAGACGGACUGACAGCGCUUCACCAGGCCUGUAUUGAUGAAAACGCGGAAAUGGUGCAGUUUCUGGUAGAGAGCGGGAGUGAUGUCAACAGAGGGGACAACGAGGGCUGGACUCCUCUGCAUGCUGCAGCCUCCUGUGGCUUCAUACAGAUAGCUAAAUAUCUGAUCGAGCAUGGCGCUCACGUCGGGGCGGUGAACAGUGAAGGGGAGCUUCCUCUGGAUGUGGCCACGGAAGACGCCAUGGAGAGGCUUCUCAAAGCUGAAAUCAAAAAGCAAGGAAUUGACGUGGACAACGCCAGAAAGGAGGAGGAGAGGGUCAUGCUUCAUGAUGCCAUGGCGGUGCUGGCAGGAGGUGGCACUCUCACACCUCAUCCAAACACCAAGGCGACCGCUCUGCACGUUGCUGCUGCCAAAGGCUACAUUGAAGUCCUGAAGGUGCUGUUGCAGUGUGGGGUGGAUGUGGACAGCCGGGACAUAGACGGGUGGACGCCCCUGCAUGCAGCGGCUCACUGGGGACAGGAGGAGGUGUGCACCCUGCUCUCCGAAAACAUGUGCGAUAUGGCUGCUGUCAACAAUGUGGGCCAAACACCUCUAGAUGUUGCAGAUGAGAACCUUGUAGACGCUCUGGAGGAGCUACAGAAGAAACAAAAUGCUUUACGCAGCGAGAAAGAGAAACAGACCCCUGUUAUUGAGACCAGCACGCAUAUCUCCAUGGUACCAGUUCGCACACGCAGGACUUCAAUCUCUCGUAUGAGCAGCAAGGAGAAGAUCUGCCUCCACGAGCGCGAAAAGCACCCGCCCCCCGCCCUGCCGAGCAGCCCGGCUGAGGAUGAGGAGGAGGAAGGCCAGACGGGACAGAGCCAGUCUCAGAGCCAGGGGAAGGCCUCUAGCAGCUCCAGUUCAGAAGAGGAGAGCGAAUCGGAGAGUGACGCGGAGUCGGAAAAAGCAAAAAACAGAGAACUCAUAAACAACUUGAACAACAAACGCAACACCACCAGCCUGCUUCCUACCUCCAUGUCAACAAGUACUGCUGCAAGCCAAGUGAAAAAGCAGGACGCAAACAAGCCUCCAAGUACCGAGGCCCCAGGCUCGUGGAGAACGUCUCUGAGGAAGGCGGGCAGCUCGGUGACUCUGGGCUCAGCUGGACUGUCCGACUCCAGCCAAGACCCCAGCAGACCUGCAGAGACCGGCCUGGGCAUGACCCGUUCAGCCUCCAGCCCCCGUCUCAGCUCUGAGGCCGAGACGAAGGAGCCGAGGCUCGCCCGGGUACCGCCCAUCCCGACACGGAGACUCUUCAGUAUUCCAGACAGCAGCCCUGACAACUCCAACAGUUGGCUGAGCCGUAGCUCCUCUUACACCCGGCGCCUUCAUAGUCAAUCAGGGAAUGAUCUCACUAGCUCCACCCCCUCUUUGCUUCACAGCUCAUCUUAUGGAAAGAGACUGGAUGACCCCGCUGUGACCUCAGCCAGCACAGGAACAAGCUCUGCUGGACUCAGCCGCCUUAAUAGCGUCUUGGCCCAGAGGCUUCCUCAGGAACAGACAGAAAAGAAGGAUCAGUCUGCCACCUCCAACUCUCAAGGCACGACCACAGGCGAGCAGGAGACCAAGCAGAGGCGCAAGUCAUACCUGACACCAGUGCGAGAUGAGGAGGCAGAGGCACAGAGGAAGGCUCGCUCUCGACAUGCACGGCAGUCCCGCCGCUCCACACAGGGGGUGACGCUAACAGAUCUGCAGGAGGCAGAAAAGACGAUGAAGACGGACAACAAAGGGAGAGAAAAAAAGGAAGAGGAGGAGGAGAAGGAGAAAGAGAAGGAAGCAAAAACCAAGAAGGGAGAGGAAGGGGAAGUGAGCUGGAGGUCUCGUAUUGCCAGCCUGCAGAAGUCUGACCUGCUGGGCCUCACACAGCCCACCGGCACUGCACGACCUCAGACAUCUGACAAGAGAGAUGUUGAGGCCAGCACAGGGGAGAGUGAGACAGAGCGAUGGGCCAGGGAGCGCAGGGAGAGGAGACAAGCUCGGGCCAGAAGGAAGGCACAGAGGACUGGGGAGAGCGAUGACAAUGACCCGAGUGGAGAGGAAGAGUUCUCAGGCAGUGGGCUGGAUCCACAGACAGUCAGGCACUUGAGUUCCAGGUCAGACAUCUCCUGUAACGACUGUACCCAGGGAGGAGGUUCUGAGACCAAGGAUUUUAAGAAGUUGUUCGAGGAGGUCUCCAGAGAAAACAGUCAACUCCAGGCUCAGCUACAGGACACCCAGAGGAUUGUCAGUCAGACCAGGCUGGAAUUGGAAAAGGCCACACAGAGGCAGGAGCGCUUCAGUGACUGUUCGGCCUUGCUGGAGCUGGAGAGAAAGGACCGGAGGAUGUUGGAGCGGCGGAUGGCAGAGCUGGAGGAGGAGCUAAAGGUUCUGGUUGACCUGAGAGCGGAUAACCAGCGUCUUAAAGAUGAAAAUGGAGCACUGAUCCGUGUCAUCAGCAAACUCUCCAAAUAGACAGGGACAGAGACACGCAUGAAGAGCAGGGAACCCCCUCCCUCCUUCUCACCAUCCAUCCAUCCAUCCAUUCAUUCGUCCAUCCCUCCUUCCUUCCUUCCACACAUUCCUCCUGGUGCCAAAGAGCAAGCGAGUGAACGAAAGAGGGGGGAGAGAAGCAUCAGAAUGUCCUACGUUACGUGAACACCACAGCUUGUCUUGGAUUGUGAUGCCACUCUGAACGGCUGGAGUGGCUUUUGUGUGCCUUUUAAUGCGUGUUUGACACAGGAAGAACUAUGGCACGAUGGCCUUUGGCUUUGGUCAGAGGCUCCCACAACAGCAACAUGAGACUUGACAACAGCCAGAAUGCCCACGGCUGGUGCAACUCACAAAACACAACAUCUAGUCCGACUGUGCAUCAAGGGUUACACUGACAUGCACACACAUUCCUCUGCGUGCAUCACGUACUUCCCGGAUGCACGAUCCACGAGCGCACAAGGCAGCUUGGGCCUUAAAGCUCCCACUUUAUUAUUUAUUUUUUUUUGUGAACACACUCAUGUCACACAUUCACAAAUUUACCCCACUCACAGUUCAAAUUUUAGGUCUUGUGAAGCUCUAAAGGUUUUGGUGUAGUUCUUUGAAAACCCAACUCUGAAAUCAGGCUCUUCACUUUCAGCCAUGUCCUGAUGACGACCGGGGGAGUUCAUGAUGCUCUGUUGGGUUGUUUUGUUUCCACAUGCAAGUGUUUGAACCCACCUACCUCUCCACCUAUGCACUUCCCCACAUUCAUUUUUAUUUUUGUGACCACAGACACACACUCCUUGCUCUUUAAAAAAAUGACCACAGAACCAGGUCAGUUGACCACAGCACUUUACUCUGCAAAGCAAUAAACGAUCUGCGAGGUUUAGCCCGUCCUCCAGGCAGACACACUUAUUUCAGAGCAGCGCCUUCUCACUUACCAAGUGGAGGGAGAAGUUACCCAUAGCUGAAGGUCAAAGGUCAUUGCACAAUUAUAGAAAUUGCUGUUCUGUCAAAGCCUAUUAUGCUAUGAAUGGUUUUAAUUAUUGCCAUUGACAAAGAUAUUUUCAUAGUUUUUCAUUGUUGAUUCCUCUCUUGCAGGAGAGCAUGGUCAUGUAUAUUAUCUGUGUAUAAAUAUUAGUCUUGAGUAAUAAUACCCUUUUUGAAGUAAAAUUCCAUGUAGCCUUUCUUCACAUGUUGGUUUUCUAAUAUAUUGAAUGGAUGUCUGCACCCUAAUAAAAAAAAAAAGUGUGUUUGUA